AUGGCACUUACCAAACCAAAGAGGGAGACACUAGAAAUGUUUUUUCUUUGCUUUUCUCUUGGUCUUUUAUUCCCAUUCACCGAGGGAAAUAACGGGGUAUCUGCAUAUCAGGUUCUACAAAGCUACAACCUCCCGGUUGGUCUUCUUCCAAAUGGUGUGUUUGGCUACACUUUGGACCGUUAUAGUGGUCGGUUUUCAGUUAAUGUAACUAGUAACUGUAACUUGCAUGUGGCGGGUUAUGAGAUCGUAUACAAUUCCCCAAUCACUGGUGUGAUUUCACAAAAUAAUCUCGGGAAUAUAGACGGUGUGAAGGUGAAAAUUGCAUUCAUUUGGCUCAAUAUCUUGAAUGUUAACCGGAAUCAAGAUCGAUGUAACAACUGUCAAUAA
Molecule: messenger RNA, 387 nt
Organism: Helianthus annuus (common sunflower)
Lineage: Eukaryota; Viridiplantae; Streptophyta; Magnoliopsida; Asterales; Asteraceae
Exons: 1
Coding region: 1-387 (128 amino acids)
Source: RefSeq, a predicted model, not a curated record